CAGCUUUGUACGUAAUGAUCUGGGACGUACCAUUUUCGUAGUUGGAGAGCCUCGCUCGCAAAACAUUUCUACACAUCUUCAUCGCUACACGUGUUCCCCUUGUUCUUCCAUUAUCGAGUAAAGAUUGAAUAAACAUGUCUGAGCGUAAGAUUCUCAUGAUUGUUGGUGACUUUGUCGAGGACUACGAAGUUAUGGUCCCCUACCAAGCCCUUGAAGCCUUUGGUUUCAAAGUUGAUACUGUCUGUCCAGACAAAAAACCCGGAGAAACGGUCAUUACAGCCGUGCACGAUUUCGAAGGCUUCCAAACCUAUACGGAGAAACCGGGACACAAAUUUCAAGUCAACGCGGAUUUGUACUCUGUUGUGCUGGAGCAUUAUGACGGACUCUUUGUGCCAGGCGGACGGGCGCCAGAGUACUUGCGACUGAAUCAGAAAGUCCUGGAGAUCGUCAAAGCGUUUUUUGCCGCGAAGAAACCUGUUGCGGCGAUUUGUCAUGGAUUGCAGAUCUUGGCUGCUGCAAAGGUAUUGCAGGGAACAGAGUGCACGGGGUACCCGGCUUGUGCUCCCGAAAUUGAACUGGCUGGUGGAAAGUAUAAGCAAGUGCCAGCAACUGAUGCGAUUGUGCAUGGUAACUUGGUGUCAUCGCCUGCUUGGCCGGGUCAUCAAUCCCUUUUGAAAGAGUUUGUAAAGUUGUUGGGGGUCGAGAUUGUUCAUAGGAAGAAAGGAGUAGCAUAGGAGUCUUAGAUGAGUAGACUGCAUCAUGUAUCAUUUUGUAUCUUGUAUAUGCAUAGCGCCUUUGACGGCAAUUCAUCACAUAUUGGGUGGAAAGCCUUUCUUUCGAUGUUUAAGCUGUUGAUACAGUACAUACCUAUGGAAUAUAACCACUCACGAAUUGUGUUAGCAACCGCGUUGCUACCUACCUCCAGUGGUCCAAAUCUGGGACACCCA
Molecule: messenger RNA, 947 nt
Organism: Spizellomyces punctatus DAOM BR117
Lineage: Eukaryota; Fungi; Chytridiomycota; Chytridiomycetes; Spizellomycetales; Spizellomycetaceae
Product: PfpI family intracellular protease
Exons: 3
Coding region: 135-734 (199 amino acids)
Source: RefSeq, a predicted model, not a curated record